AUGGACUUUCUCAAAUCGUGCUGGACCAAUCUACAGGCUGUAGAUGGCUACUCCCACAUCGACUACCUUAUCUACCAACAUCAAGACGCGAUCCAAGGCCAAAAGAGCGAGUGGGACGAUCAAGAGCAGCGAGAUGAACUUCUCCUCAGCUUGCGACAAAAGAAGGUCUUGGUGCAGACGGCGGUGCUGCAGAAGAAGGUCUGCGUCUUCGGAGGCUUCAUCACGGCAGAUGAACACAUGAAAGAGCUGGGAUGGCAGGUGCAUCAACGAGGUCGACUCGAGGCGGCCGUCAUGACACGCGCCAACAACGAUGCCAAGAUUGUCAUGCAGAACCAACAGAUCUUCAGCAUGUUCCUCAUCGCCGUCGAGGCUUCGCUGUCAAUGUCUCUUUCUUCGGCAUGUGGCGCAGUUCGCGUCGGUCAUUUGGCGUGGAUCGUGCCGACCGAAGGCGACUACCACCUCUUGUCGCUCCGCGUGCAGAUGACGGCUCAGGGCACCCUCGCUCUUCUGCCACACGCCACCAACACUGGUCUAUCCACAGCUAGCGGAACCGACGGCGCCAACAUCAUACUCGCUCCUUCGGGCACCCUUGCCACUGUCGCACACUCGCUCUCAACCACCUCGAACGACGACGCUCCUCCGUUACAAGCCCGUCGGGAAGCGCGUAUGCGGCUCAGUCGCCGCGCAAAACAUGACAAUUGGAAGGCCUCAGCCGCGACGAAGCUACAAAGGUCGAGUCUGCCGCACGACGACUCUUGGUUGAGAGUCAGCGUACCUUCUUCCACUUCUCAAGACCAGCUUGAAUGUCUUUGGCCUGGCCCGUUAUGUUUGGAAAUCCCUUCGCGACAACAGCCACCUACACUUGGUCGUACGAGCAGCGUAUCCUGGUUCGACUCGAGAGACCCAUACACGAAUCCUUUGAGCACGGCCGAAUCCUGGUUCCUGGGACACGAAGAACGUGCUGAUUUGGAGAGAAAGACGCGACAAGCUGAGAAGGAUAAAGAAGCUGCUACUAACAAUCCGCCAGAGGAGACGAUACCCGAUCAUCUCUCAGUCACGUCGCCUGUAUACUCGCGGAGCUUACAGGACCACAUCAAUGUCAACGGCAUAUAUCCGACCCCUCCAGAUGCUGUGCCACCUAUCAUCUGCUCGGAUCCAUCUAUACCCAACGUCAUAGUUUCUGAUGAUAUCAUCGACCCGUUGCCUGGUUUGCCUGAGGAUAACCACGACCAAGCAAAUGAGCAUCGGAUACAGGACACGAGAAGGAGCAGCAAUGCCUCGGAUGUUGACCUGGAUACUCAACACUAUCGCAAAGGAAGCACUGAUGACUUGUUUGGAGAUGUGGAUGAAGAAAUGUUCGGCAACCCUGACGUUACAGAUGCGGACUUUAACUUCUUUGACGACCCUGGAGCUGACCGUAGUGUGGCCAAUAUAACUGGACCUACCGAGGAGAUGGAGGACGCAGUACCGGAAGUUGAGCCGAAAACCGAACCUGCCCUCGAACAUCCUCUGCCAAUGAGUCUGGAAACGGAAGAGACUGUCCCGCAGGAAUCUGUCAAGACCGCGGAAACACAAGAGCAGGGAAUCAAACUUGAGCAUGUGGCCGAAGCAGUUGCAUCUACUCCACCCCUGAGUCCACUGAAGAUCAAGGAGAGACUUUUGCCGGCUGCGGAAGAACAUAAAGUUCCCAGACUGCGACGAGACAGCACUUUUGUGCCUGUGGUCUUCAGAGGCGAUGUGAACAACUUCGACGCUAAAUAUCGAAAUCUUGGUAAAUUCGACAGCAAGCUCGAAAAGAAGCCUGACAACACCAACCGGUCUAACAGCAUCGCACUCCCGGAGAAGCCACCCAAAACACCCCAAUUCAAGUCCUUGUCUCAGAGACGUGCGAUUGCUGAUGCCAAAUUCACGCCUCAGGUGGAUGAUAUGUCGCAGGAAGACUCUGAGUUCGAAACUAGCCAGGACUCUGAUUCGGACAGCAUGUCGUCUGUUCAGGGGAGUCUGCGAUCACUGGACAUCAGGAAACGGAAGCGAGGAUCUGCAGAGGAAGGUCCGACCCCGAGAUUGCUUGCCGAGUCUGUCAUGGAUAGUGAUGUGGAGAGCGUGAUGUCUGACGCGACUGCCUUGGCAGAUCCUGAACCUGUCAUUGACCAGCUGGUCACGGCAAAAGAGUCUCAGAAUCGUACCACGGAGCUUCAUUACAGAUUUUUGGAUAAUCUUGCGAUAUGGAGGACACCGUCAAAGACUUUGUCGUCAAGUCAGGAUUACAAUAUUUGGCCAGUUCUUGACUUUACCGCUGAUGAUCUUGUCGAUAUCGCGCAGCUUACGGCUGAGCAGAGUACCUUUCUCGGAUCUUCAGGGCUCGAGAAUACCCCACCUCCUACAGUAUCCUCGCCUAUCUACUCAGCAGCUCAAGACGCUCUGAGAAAUGUCUUUGAGAAGGCGCAAGACUGCGAUUUUGCCAAAGUCGGUACAUUUGCUGCCAUUCAUACCGAGCAGGCCAUCGCGGCCGCUGCCAAGAGUCAGCAACGUCCCAUGCCUCGAAGACCUCCUGGCACUACGAACGCCAUCAUCACAAUGCCGAUACCUCCUGUUCACGUUCGUCGAGCAGGGCAAGGAUGGGAACUUCAGCCUACAGCAGUCAACUUCUGGGACGCACUAGGUCUGGAGCCGGCGCAUGGACCAAAAGACGUUGCGGCUUUUGCUCUCUACCCCGAUACUGGUGUUAUGAGCGAGGCUGUCUUUGACUUUAUGCAAGAUAUCCGUUUGGCUUAUGAGAGUCGUAAGCUCGGCAAACACUUCAUUGGUGGUGAGACUGUUGAGCAUGAAGAUGGGCUUAUGCCAUACCGAUCGCAUGGAGAAGCGUCUGUCGUCCACAUACUGCAGGGCAUACAAACAGCUUGCAACACACUUGGUGACUUGUUACAUGACGCCGAGCUUGAAGACACUAUCAUUAUCUACAUGAUCAAUCCAUUCGAGGACGAGGCAAUGAUCAAAUAUCUAUGCGGCUGCUUCCAAGCAAUGCUCAUAGCCUAUUCCUCCGACCGCGAGGAUCCACCACCACUUAUUCUGCAAAUCGUCCCGAUCAGCCGCAUCGCAAGUCCGACCGCAAUGAUUGUCCCAGACUUGACAUAUCUCAACUCGUUGGCAUCUUUCAUCUACGACAGAGUACCCCUGGACACCAACGACCACAAUCAUUCCUGGCCACUGAACCCAUCCCCCAGCAUCCACCUUGCGACACCUCAAAGUCGCAAAGUCAAUUUCACCCUCUCCGACCGCAUACCAAAGACCCUUCUCGAGGAAGCUGGGAUCCUACAUGUUGCCUACGCUGUAAAUGCCGAUCACAGCUGGCUCAGCGCAGCAUGGACAGACAAUACAGGAAACCAGUCCUACAAAGCAGCUUACUGUCUCAGCAACACCGAUGGCCGUUUGAUCCUCACAGAAGUACGGGAUACCACUCUCUCUCUCGCGGGAAACUCACCUCAUCGCAUCUUCGUCGCUCGUGCAGGCAUAAUGCGCGAUUGGGAAAAGAGGAUUUGGCGAGAACGGCCGUCGGAGAAUUGGAGCAUCGCACUACUCGACGUGGACGUGAACCCCGCCCUACAAGUCUGCGCAAACCCAGAAAGCAAUGGAGGAUUGGGAAAUCCCUUCAUGACCCCGGCAGCCACACCCCAAGCCUCGACCUUUACAUCCCCAGAAACCGGCCCUCAGCCCUCUACCCCAGCAGAAGCAACACCUUCAACCCAGCAAGAAAUUCUACAAGCUCCGCAUCCUCCUCCUCCUCCUGAUCCUGAUGCUGAUGCUUUUCUUAUGGAUAUCACGGAUGAGACGUAUACCCUUCUUCUGCCCUUUUCAUGCACGAAGAAUACCAUGCUGCAACGUCCUCUUGCUUGUAGUCUGCUAUUGAAACGUGGCGACGGAGAUGGCGUUGCUAAUUUGCCAGCGCUGGCUGUGGAUCUUAUGGAUGUCAUGCCUCCUCGUAUCCCAGAGGGUCAGGUUUCUUGGCUCACGCAGAGGGCGCCGGAGACGGUCUUGAGGGAGACCAUGUUGGCGUUUCGUGGUCUUGGGUUACUUGGCCGGGUCAGAGGGGUUCCUGGGUGUGACAAGGGGAAUGUGCCGUGGCAUUUGGGGGUGGCGGUUUGUGGUGCCGAUGCUUUGCAGGGGUUUUUGGAGUAG
Molecule: messenger RNA, 4176 nt
Organism: Aureobasidium subglaciale EXF-2481
Lineage: Eukaryota; Fungi; Ascomycota; Dothideomycetes; Dothideales; Saccotheciaceae
Exons: 3
Coding region: 1-4176 (1391 amino acids)
Biological process (GO): regulation of transcription by RNA polymerase II
Cellular component (GO): mediator complex
Molecular function (GO): transcription coregulator activity
Source: RefSeq, a predicted model, not a curated record